AGUGAGCAGGGCGAUCUCUGUUACUGUUGUGCAGAAACACCGAGCGCUCAGUGCAAAGAGGACAAGUUGAUUAAGAUCUACGCAGGUCAUGCAUGUGGCACAAUGAGAAUCCUGCUCAAGAAAGUGCUCUUUGCAUUGUGUGCGCUGAAUGCUUUAGCCACAGCUGUGUGUCUGGUUGCUGCUGCGCUCAGAUAUCUCCAGAUCUUCUCAACCAGACGGCCCUGCAUGAUAUUUCUAAGCCCUGGUCUCGUGAUUAUGAUGGUCUUUGGCAGGAAGAGGCUAGACCUGUCCCAGAGGAAGUGGAUGAGCAGACUCAUCUUCCUGACCCAGACGAAUUUGUAGCCCCUGCACCUCCUCCUUCAUACUUCUCCACCUUCUACUCUUACACCCCUCGUCUGGCUCGGAGGAUGUUUGGUGACGGUAUGAUACCUCUUCCUCAUAUAUACGGUGCCCGAAUUAAAGGAGUGGAGGUGUUCUGUCCUCUAGACCCUCCUCCACCUUAUGAAGCUGUUGCACCGCAGCCAGAUGCUCAGGCCCAGAAUACCGAGGUGCAAAUGACCGAUCUAACCGAGGUCCUCACAGAGAGUGCAGAGAUGGAGACGCCCAGUGACGACCGGAGCUGUCAGACGGCCAUAUUGAGCCCCACCCCCCCGAUAGAGUCCUCACCACAGCCUCACAGCACAGUCUCCAACAGCCGGAAACCCCACAGACAUCGCCUCCGCAGGUCCAACAGCGACCCCAUCCUGCUAGACCUGACCGCCAAAGUAAUGAGUUGCGAAGCCGCUACACAGACAGAAUUGGGCCCGGCGUCAGCGACAGGAGCAGAGCAAGGGACGGUUACGCUACGACGGGGCCGUGGCAAACGGAAGCCUCGUCCCAACUCCAUGGUAGACUACCAGAACUAUAGAGACACAAAACUGCUGGUGGCACGUUUUCUGGAGCAGUCCUCAUGCAGCUUGACCCCGGAGGUACAGGAGCUGGUCAACAGCAUCAAAACUGUGCUGCGCUCUGAUGAGGAACACAUGGAGGAGGCCGUUCGCUGUGCCAGCUUCAUCGACCAGGCCAUCACAGUUUCGGAGGUUGCACCAGCUCAAUCGGCGCAGACGCUGCCGCUGCGCAAACGUCCGGGCGUCCUUCACCUGCGCAGCUGUGGCGAUCUCAGCUCCUUCACCUGCGCAGAGCUCACAGGCACCCGUUCUCGGACUAAUUCCAGGAUGAGUUCUCGGGCAGGAUCCCGCCGCCUGGAACAGGAACGCCCACACAGCCUUAUAGGAGUCUUCCGUGAAACUGUCCUCUGAGCGACGUCUCAAACUGACUGGAUAUGCACGGAAAGCGAGGAAAAUGACUCUGUGCCAGUCGGAUGAAGGUAUGGUGAACACCACAACGUGACGGAAGCUAAGCUUUGUAAAGAGUACAGAUGAUUUCACUUCAUUUUCUGUUUUUGUUUGUCAGUGUGUAUACUGAAUAUUAUUAAUUUUUAAUUUUACAGUUGGAAGUCCAGCUGUUGCUUGUUUUUAUUUUUUCACAUUAUAAUACUACACUGGGGGAAAAAACAAUGUUUAUUUACCAAAUGUCCAUGCUCCUUAUUUAAAAAUGAUUUAAAAAUACACUAUGUGAAAAAUACAAUUAAGAGAAACAUUCAAAUAGUUUGGCUAUAUUUAGCUUAUGUGAUGUGGAGAAUUACUAAAUUAAAUCAGCAUAUUGUGAGGUAGAGAAUGAAUUUGAAGCUUUUUUUACAUUUUAUUUUUAUUUGACCAUUCUGGACAGUAUUAUUAUUUCGGUCAUACUUUAGUUUAGGGUUCAGUUCUCACUAUUAACUAUGACUUUUGCCUCAGUAACCUCCUAAUUACUGUUUAUUAAUAGUAAGGAAGUUGUUAAGUUUAGGUAUUGGGUAGGAUUAAGGGGAUAAGACAUUAAAAUGUGGUUUACAAGUACUAAUAAACGGCCAAUAUCCUAGUAACAUGCAUGCUAAUAAGCAAAAAUAGGUAAUAGAGAGAAUUGGACCAUAAACUAAAAUGUAAUGAGAUGUUCUCAGAUAUGUAUUGUGCACUAUUACUGAAUAUGAAGGAGUCUCAUCUGAAUUGUAUGGGUGAAACAUGCUAUCCAAACUCCUGAAUUAAACGUUUAAAAUCAUC
This is a messenger RNA of Pimephales promelas (fathead minnow), 2135 nucleotides long. The record is from RefSeq and is a predicted model, not a curated record. NCBI's taxonomy places the organism in Eukaryota, Metazoa, Chordata, Actinopteri, Cypriniformes, Leuciscidae.